AUGAUGGAAAUUAUUCCUUUUGAUAUUUCUUCAACAAUUUAUUUGGGACAGUGUAAUAGUUAUAAAAACUGUUCAAACAGUGAAAUCUGUUUACAAACACAAAAUUCUUGCACAUGUGAUAGUAGUCAGGAAGAAACAAUAUCACAGGAAACUCCCAUUAUUGAUCAGACAGUUAUUUAUGCUUUUAAAAACUUAGUGAGAAAGUACAAAAAACAAAUGGGCGAUACAAAUGAUAUAUCAAUUGUUACUGGUGGACUUCAGCAAUAUUUGAAUAAGAAGGCGCUAAAGAAAACAGAGACAAAUGAAGACCUCCAUCAGCAAAACUCUUUAUUCCAUAACUUACCACUGGACUGUAAGCUGCAUAUAUUUUCAUACUUAGGACCAGAAGAUCUGUGCAGGAUUAGUGCCGUGUGUAGAGAUUGGUAUUUUGUAAGUGAAGAUAGUAUUCUGUGGAAAGAGUUAAUGGAUAGAGAUGUAAAAGCAUGGAAUGUAAUUGGUCAUAAAACUAAUCCAGCCUUAUACCAAGAAGUUCAGUCUGACUGGUCUAAUAAAGAAAUAUACCUCAGAUGUUCUCCACAUAUCAACAAGUUGAUGCACAAAAAUGAUGCAGUGUUUAGUUUUACUGACUUUUUGAAAUAAUUUCUUCCAAAGAAGUCAUGGACACCAAAAAUAGCAAUGUUUGGACCAGGAUUGGAAUCUGAUUUGACCAGUGGUCUGGUUAGAAAAAUUUUAUACGAUCAUAAUGAACAUAUGGAAAGAACUGGUCUUGUGUCUGGACAAUUUGAAGGAGUGGGUUCUGGUUGGUGUUACAAACUGCCCAAUGGACAGACAUUCCAAUUAUCUGUUUUAUACUCAGCAUCAAAACAACAGCGUACACAAAAAUUAUGGAACAGAGUAGAAGGCAAUAAUCUCAUCCAAAUUAACAAGGACGAAGAAGGAGAAACAAUAGUUGAAUUAAAACCUGCUGUUCGUGACUUCUGUAGAAGCGUUGAUGCUUUUGUAUUUGUUGUGGAUGGUACAUCAUUAGAUAAUUUAAAGGCUGAUGAAAUCUAUGAACUAUCAGCAAUGUUAAAAGAAAGAUGGUCAGAUACUCACAUUCCACUACUGGUCAUGUCUUGUAUUCCAAACUCACUCAGUCCUAGAUUACCAUGUAUUAAAGUAGUAGAAGCUCUCAAUCUAGGCAACCUAAACCGACCAUGGCAGGUACGAGACUGUUUGGUAGAAAAUCUUGAAGGAGUUAUUGACAGCUUUUCAUGGUUAAUAGAACAAUCUCAAAGAAGAUGAUGCACAACCAAACUCAUUAUAAGUUGAUCAAGUUAAUUUGCUUGAUAGAAAUCAUGUAUUGUGCCAAAUUACCAGUACCUCAGAGAUGAAAGAUAUUGAUGUGAUUUGACAUUUCACCAAUACCUUUAUGUACUACACUGAACAUGUUUAAAGUGAAUGUAGUUUUUGGAUCCUGCAGAUGUGAUACCAAGAAAAACCAUUCUUAAUAUAUUUAUGUUUUUACA
Molecule: messenger RNA, 1508 nt
Organism: Mytilus trossulus (common blue mussel)
Lineage: Eukaryota; Metazoa; Mollusca; Bivalvia; Mytilida; Mytilidae
Product: F-box only protein 4-like
Exons: 6
Biological process (GO): protein polyubiquitination; SCF-dependent proteasomal ubiquitin-dependent protein catabolic process
Cellular component (GO): SCF ubiquitin ligase complex
Molecular function (GO): GTP binding; GTPase activity; protein binding
Source: RefSeq, a predicted model, not a curated record